AUGUCUACACAAUUUAGGAAGUCAAAUCAUAAUAGUCAUAGUAAUAAAAAACUAAAUCCUGCGCUAAAGUCCAAAAUAGACACGCUUACAGAAUUGUUCCCUGACUGGACGAGUGAUGAUUUAAUUGAUAUAGUUCAGGAAUAUGAUGAUUUGGAAACUAUAAUUGAUAAAAUUACUUCUGGCGCAGUGACAAGAUGGGAUGAAGUAAAGAAACCUGCCAAGAAGGAAAAGCACGAAAAGAAGGAACAACAACACUCAUAUGUUCCUCAACAACAUUUGCCAAACCCUGAAGAUGAUAUUACAUACAAGAGUUCUAAUAAUAGCAAUUCUUUUACUUCUACAAAGCAUAACAGCAGCAACAACUAUACUCAAGCCAGAAAUAAGAAGAAGGUACAAACACCACGAGCUCAUCCAACUGGAAAACAUGUCAAUAUCGACAAGGGAAAGCACGUUCCAUCUAAGCCUGUUUCAAAUACUACAUCGUGGGCAGCAGCCGUUUCUGUAGAUACUAAAAACGACAUUCCUCAAGAUUCAAACGAUGAUAAUAAUGAAGAAUUAGAAGGGCAAGAACAAGAAGAGCAGGAAAAAAAUCAAGAAAAGGAGCAAUCAGAAGAACAACAACAGCAAGAAAGUCAUAAUAACAAAGAAGAACGCAAACAAAUAGAACAACCUUCUUUACCUUCAAAGAAAACUUCCAAAACAUCUGCUUCACAACCAAAGAAAAUGUCAUGGGCUGCAAUUGCUACACCAAAACCAAAAGUUGUUAAGAAGGCCGAAUCCCCUCUUGAAAACGUUGAUGAAUUGAAGAAAGAAAUAAGCGAGAUUAAGGAGGACGAAAAUUCGGAAGCUGGAGAGCAAGGUAAUGAACAAGAAAUCCCUGUACAAGAACAGGAGGCGGAGACUGCUGAACCUUCUGAAGAAAGUGAAGACAGAGCCCCUGAAGUGAACGAGGAAAAAUCCGAAGAAGCUGAAGAAAAGGAACAAGAAAAAGAAGAGGAACUGGAAGCGGAAGAACUGGAACAAGAACAAGAACAAGAUAAUGUUGCUGCUCCAGAAGAAGAAGUUACAGUUGUCGAAGAAAAAGUUGAAAUUAGUGCUGUUAUUUCAGAACCUUCAGAAGAUCAAGCUAAUACUGUUCCUCAACAGCAACAACUACAACUACAACCACAACAGCAACAACAACAACAACAACAGCAACAACAACAACCACAACAACAACAACCACAACAACCACAACAACAACAACCACAACAACAACAACAACAACAACAACAACAACAACAACAACCUGUACAAGCUCAAGCUCAGGCUCAAGAAGAACAAUUAUCUCAAAACUACUACACCCAACAGCAGCAGCAACAAUACGCUCAACAACAGCAUCAAUUACAACAACAGUAUCUAUCCCAGCAACAGCAAUAUGCUCAGCAGCAACAGCAGCAUCCCCAACCACAAACACAACAGCCUCAAUCACAACAAAGUCCACAAAGUCAAAAGCAAGGGAACAACGUGGCUGCUCAACAGUACUACAUGUACCAGAACCAGUUCCCUGGAUAUUCUUAUCCAGGUAUGUUUGAUUCGCAAGGAUACGCGUACGGUCAACAAUACCAACAACUUGCUCAAAACAACGCACAAACUAGUGGUAAUGCUAACCAAUAUAAUUUCCAACAAGGUUAUGGUCAAGCAGGUGCCAACACUGCUGCCGCCGCCAACUUAACCAGUGCUGCUGCCGCCGCUGCCGCUUCUCCAGCUACAGCACAUGCCCAACCUCAACAACAACAACCAUACGGAGGCUCAUUCAUGCCAUACUAUGCUCACUUUUACCAACAGUCAUUCCCAUACGGUCAACCUCAAUAUGGUGUAGCCGGUCAAUAUCCAUAUCAGUUACCAAAGAAUAAUUACAAUUAUUACCAGACUCAAAACGGUCAGGAGCAGCAGAGUCCUAACCAAGCUGUUGCCCAGCAUGCUGAAGACUCUCAACAGAAGCAAUCGCAACAACCACAGCAACAGCAACCGCAAGGCCAACCUCAACCGGAAGUUCAAAUGCAAAAUGGACAACCUGUCAACCCACAACAGCAAAUGCAAUUCCAACAAUACUAUCAAUUCCAACAACAACAGCAACAGGCUGCUGCCGCUGCCGCUGCCGCUGCCCAACAAGGUGUACCAUAUGGCUACAACGGUUAUGAUUACAAUUCUAAAAAUUCAAGGGGUUUCUAUUAA
Messenger RNA from Saccharomyces paradoxus, 2217 nucleotides. RefSeq names its product DNA damage-responsive RNA polymerase-degradation factor DEF1 (gene DEF1). Lineage: Eukaryota; Fungi; Ascomycota; Saccharomycetes; Saccharomycetales; Saccharomycetaceae. The transcript has a single exon. Bases 1 to 2217 code for a protein of 738 amino acids. The record is from RefSeq and is a predicted model, not a curated record. Gene Ontology annotation, molecular function: ubiquitin binding.